Molecule: messenger RNA, 1111 nt
Organism: Puccinia graminis f. sp. tritici CRL 75-36-700-3
Lineage: Eukaryota; Fungi; Basidiomycota; Pucciniomycetes; Pucciniales; Pucciniaceae
Product: arf/Sar family protein, variant
Exons: 8
Coding region: 110-649 (179 amino acids)
Biological process (GO): protein localization to Golgi membrane; vesicle-mediated transport; intracellular protein transport
Cellular component (GO): trans-Golgi network; cytoplasm
Molecular function (GO): GTP binding; GTPase activity
Source: RefSeq, a predicted model, not a curated record
AGAUUCGAUACCACCACCACUGAGAUACAUUAUAUGAUAUAUCGAAGUCAUCAAGCACAAACUCACUACACUAAUCGGGCGCAUCUUCGAAUCACUUCGUCUGGGAAACAUGGGCAUACUUUGGUCUCGAUUGUUCGGCAAGGAGGAGAUGAAAUUGGUGAUUUUGGGCCUAGAUAAUGCGGGCAAAUCGACGAUAUUGUAUAAAAUUACGAUGGGCGAAGUGGUUUCCACAGCACCCACAGUGGGAGCUAAUCAGGAACUAUUCGAAUACAAAAACUUGAAAAUUCGGAUGUGGGAUUUAGGAGGUCAAACCAGUCUAAGGCCUUCAUGGUCAUCGUACUACGGGCAAGCAAAGGCGUUGAUCAUGGUAGUGGAUUCGACGGAUCGAGCUCGGUUAAAUUUAGCAAAGGAAGAGCUCCAUCGAGUGGCCACAGAUCCUGAGCUUUCGGCCCAGUCCGGAUCCGACGGAGCCUGUCUACUGAUAUUCGCAAACAAACAAGAUGUCAAAGGAUGUAUGACUCCCGCACAAGUAUCUGAAGGUUUGGCACUGACCGAGCUGAGGGAUAGACAAUGGCAAAUAGUGGCAUGUUCGGCACUGACUGGUAAAGGACUGAUGGAAGGCAUGGAUUGGAUCGCGUUAGUGACUUGAGCUAAGUUUACUCAGGUAACAUUGCGCUGACACCCUAUUACUUAUCCGUUUAAAUUUCCUUCGACGCGUGACUCUGACUCGCAGAAAUCAGUUGAAAUCACAAAAAUAGGGCCGAUUGGCCCUGUGUAACGGCUGACCUUCAAGAAAGAACUAAACAGUAAAAGACAUUGUUCAUUACACUAUUUCUCUGACUUGGCAUUGUUUUUUUUGACAAUUUAAUAACUCUCUCUCUCUCUCAUCAAGCUGUAAUAAAUUGAUCACUUGUGUCUCCAUACCUCCAAUGUUUGUUGUUUUAUGUAUGUCCAGUUUCUUUUCAACUAGCAAUCAGUUCUCUAUCCUGAACCCCACAGUAAAAUCCUGAGUUCAUCAAAGCAUUGAUCUUCCAGUUCUUUGGAUUCAUUGACUUGACCUGUUGUCUUGUGUUGUCUUGUGUGUUGUUAUCUAGGCAUGAUUUGAGAAAUG